Messenger RNA from Sciurus carolinensis (gray squirrel), 6173 nucleotides. It is a transcript of the gene Calhm6, whose product is annotated as calcium homeostasis modulator family member 6. The transcript has 2 exons. NCBI's taxonomy places the organism in Eukaryota, Metazoa, Chordata, Mammalia, Rodentia, Sciuridae. Bases 96 to 1046 code for a protein of 316 amino acids. Gene Ontology annotation, molecular function: monoatomic cation channel activity. The record is from RefSeq and is a predicted model, not a curated record.
CCAGACUCAGUCCACCCAAUUCAUCUGACAAACACGCCAGCGAAGAGACAGAAACUUCUGGGCCUGUCCACGGCUCCCUUGGGUUAGGAGAAGCCAUGGAAAAGUUUAAGACAGUGCUGGACCUGCACAUCAAGCCCCCCAGCGCUGUGGGUUACGGCCUGGUGACACUGUUGACGGCGGGCGGGGAGCGCAUCUUCUCCACUGCGGUGUUCCAGUGCCCCUGUAGCGCCACCUGGAACCUGCCCUACGGCCUGGUCUUCCUGUUGGUGCCGGCGCUCGCGCUCUUCCUCCUGGGCUAUGUACUGAGCGCGCGCACGUGGCGCCUACUGACCGGCUGCUGCGCGCACGGCGCCCGUGCGAAGUGCAGCUCGGGGCUGCGGGGCACCUUAGUGUUCGCGCAGAUCAGCGUGGCCGCGGCGCUCGCACCCCUCACCUGGGUGGCCGUGGCGUUGCUGGGGGGCUCGUUCUAUGAGUGCGCGGCCAGUGGGAGCAAGGUCCUGGCGCAGUACCUGUGCAGCGACCGCUACCCCGACUGCGCGGACCAGCUGCCCCGGGUCCCCUGCAGCAAGGACCAGAAGUCCAAUCUCCAGGACCUCCUGAAGGAACUCAAGGCUCAGUCGCAGGUACUGGGCUGGAUCCUCAUAGCAACUGUUAUUAUCUUCGUUCUGAUUUUUACAUCUAUUUCACGGUGCCUGUCUCCAGUUAGUUUUCUGCAGCUGAAAUUUUGGAAAAUCUAUUUGGAAAAGGAGCAGGAGAUCUUUAAAAGUCAAGCCAAGGAACAUGCCACUGAAUUGGCAAAAGAGAAUAUUAAAUGUUUCUUUGAGUCCUCCAGUCCAAAAGAAUGCAACACCCCAAGCAUUAAAGACUGGCAGCAAAUUUCAACACUGUAUACUUUCAAUCCAAAGAACCAGUACUACAGCACCCUGCACAAAUAUGUAAACAGAAAAGAGAAGAGUAACAGUAUAAGAUCUUCUGAAGGAGAUGUAGUGAUUCCUGUUCUGGGCUUUGUAGAUUCUUCUGGUAUAACCAGCAAUCCUGAGUUAUGACCUUAUAAAUGAAAAGAGAAAAAAAUUUCUUUUGAGAUAUUGAAUUAUUGAUUCAUUUAAAAAAAUAAAAAUUGGUGUUAGUUAUGAUUGCUUUCCCCCAUUCUAAAUUGUGGGAUUUUAGAUCUGAAAUUGAAAUAUUAAUCUCCUUAUUAUAUUAAUUACUAAACAAACAACUGAGGGAAAAUGAUUCACCCAAAAUGACAAACAGGGACUACAUUAGAAGUCUUAUAUCCUAUCUAGGGUGCUUUUCAAAUAAAAGACUCAGAUCUUUUAUACCGCUACUUUCAAAUAAAAGACAUCAGUAGUGAGAUAUAUGAAAAAAUUUAACUUCAGACCUUUGUUAGGUUAUCUGAUGUUAAUUUCAAGUUCACUUUCUUGUCAACAGCAGCUCAUUAGGAACCUAAAAAUUAUGGUAUUCUAAUAUGCUUGUACAUACGGAGAGUGGUGGCUAGGAUCAUGGUCUUUGACUGGUUUGGAGCUGUGGCUGCAUUUUGCUCUGGGAGCUUUCUGUUUAAAGGUACAGGACAAGAUUGCCCAAUUUCUAUGGUGAUGCCCUGCCUGAGGAAGUUCUGUGCAAAGGCACAAAAUUAUAUCAGUCUUGACCUUGAGCUCAGACACUAUCUGCCAGGGAUAGCGAAUUCUUAACAAGAUAAUUAUAAUUGCUUGCAAGUGCUAUGACAUUCAAGCCUGCCUGCUUUGCAGAAACUUUCCCACAGAAAAUCAUUUGAUGAUAAAACAUAUAUAAUAAACAUGCUGUGCUAGAUCUGGGUCACUGUUCCUCCAUCAGAGGUCGGUGUCCCACCUGGUCCCAGCUUUCUCUUUGUAAAUGUUUGUGUGUCUUUCUUAAACCCUCAUCCUCCCUUGCUGGUUUCUAGGGUUUAGCCAUGCAGGUUGCAGCAUACCACAGUGGAUAGCACACUGGACUCCUAACCAAAUCUACUAUGGUAUUUCAACUAUUACAGCAUUUUAUGGCUCUAAUAUGGUUACUAUAAAAAUAUUAAUGAUGAAAAGGAAAAAUUUUUAAAAACAUAAAUUUUGAAAAAUAUUUUUGGAUAACUGCAGGCAAUAACUGUUGCUUUUAGUUUGUAAGAUCAGAAGAAACAUUCCAAGCUAUUUGUUAUGGUAAAUUUAAAGCAUGUACAGCAGCAGGGCAGUGUGGCACAUACCUAUAAUCCCAGUGACUCCAAAGGCUGAGGUAGGAGGAUCGUGAGUUCAAAGUUAGCCUCUGCAAAAGCAAGGCACUAAGCAACUCAGUGAGAACCUGUCUCUAAAUAAAAUACAAAAUAGGGCUGGGGAUGCAGUUUAGUGGCUGAGUACUCCUGAGUUCCAUCCUGGGCACCCCCCCUCAAUAAAUAAAUAAAUAAAAUACAAUAUGUAGUAGUAGAGAGGGUAGUAUUAUGAACCUCCAUACGAUCAUUAAAGCAGCUUCAGCAGAGUAGGAAAGGCAAAUAGAACCCUUGCCAUACAAAUAAUUACCGAAAAGAAGGAAAUUAGAAAUUAUGAUUUGAUUCAGAGUAGGGAAGGAGGAGCUUGGAGAAAGUUGUGAGAAACUGAAAUCUGUAGAGUAGGGAGCAGAGCAUUUCAGGCAGAAGAGAAAGGAUAUGCAAAGGCUCUGAGUUGUGACAGAUCUUAGUACAAUUGGAGGCAUAAAGGUAACUGGAAAAAUAAGGAAGGGACAAAUGGUACAGAACCUUGAAACCAUACUAAAGUAUGGGUUUUCCUUCUCAGCAUUUUAGGGAGAUUGGUCUUUUUUUGAGGAGAAAGGUAUAGCAGAGAAAAGAGGAAGAACUAGGGUGGAGGUGAAGAGACUAACAGGAGGUCACUGCAGUAGAAAUAGGCAGGAGCGAACAUGAAUUGGAUGAGCAGUAAUCAAAAUGGUAAAAAUGAAUUUUAUACGUGGACAUGACAGGAUUGGUUGAUGGAAUAGGAUGUAUGGAUUUAGUGAGAGCAAUGACAUCUGUAGUUAUUGUUGUAAAUUCUGUUACUUGGUAAUGCCAGGACUUGUCAGGGAAACUUGUCUUCCAUUAGCUUGUCAUUCCUGUCCAUUCCUCAAAUUUAUGACUGAUUUCUACAUUUUAGGAAAUGGAAUAUGGAAACUUUAAACUGUAAGGCAAUUGACUACUGGUCAUAUUUAGCUCUUGCUCUCUUGGCAGACCCCUGUACUGGGUUCUAUUUUGCCCUCAUUUGUACAGGGUCAUUAAAAGGAACUAGUCAGAAGGGCUGAAUAUCCUGUUGUUGAGAAUCAUGUUUAACAAGAAAGUUGGCAGUGAAACUACAUGAUCAGUUUUUUUCCACUUCCUAAAAAAAUAUUUUGAAAAGUCACAUCAUGCCUACUUUCAUUUUUGCUUCUUUUAUUUCAUUUUCCAAUGUUUUCUAUUUUUUUCCAUUUAUUGGGGAUGAAAUCCUGAGGCAUUUUACUGUUGAACUAUAUCCCUAGUCCUUUUUAUUCUUUAUUUUGAGACAGGGUCUUGCAUAAUUGCUGAGGGUUUCACUAAAUUGCUAGGAUGACUUUGAACUUGUGCUCCUCCUGCCUUAACCUCCCAAGCAGUUGGAAUUACAGUUGUGUGCAUCUGUGCCUGGUUCUAAUUUGUGUGUGUGUGUGUGUGUGUGUGUAUUCUUUCCUUUCAUAACUUCUUUUUUUCUGUUCUAGCAUUUAUACUUACAUCUUAGUAGUACCAUACUGUGUCCAUUUUGUGGAUAUAUGUUCUGCUUUGUCUUAACGUCUUUAGAAAGUAUUGUGAAAAUAUAUUUAAGAUAAAAAUAUGUUAACAUAAAAAUUAUAAUAGUAGAAAAAUGUGUAAGAUUGAAAGUAAAAUUACCUCGUUUGUUUGUAAUUUUCAAUAUUCACUUUCCUGUGGUAGUUACAUAUUCUGUGAAAAAAAAAAGAAAAAAAGAUUAUACUAAAAAUGUUGUUCUGUAACUUGUCACGUAGAAUAUUAUUAUUCCAUGUCAGUAUAUAGCAAUUUGCCUCUUUAAAAAUUACUGCACAGUAUUCUUCAGAUUAGUAGGGUAUUAUCCUUUUUUGUCAACACACAGAGUCAUAAAAUAUAUAAAGAUAAGCACCAAAUUGUCAAAUAUGGUUACUCCUGGGGUUUAAGAUUGGUACAGGGACUUUUUUUUUAAAACCUCUGACACUUUUGAUCUUUGGAUUUUUUUUUUUUUUUGGUUAAUGAAUAAUAAAUACCAACUUGCAUAAUUAGAAAAUAUUUAAAAGAGCCCUUACCAGAGGAACUUGUAGUUAACAAAGCAGUUUUGCAUCUUUCACCUCAUUUCAUUUUCAUGAGUUUAUCGGUUAUCCAUUAAACACAUCACCUGCAUUUAGGUAUGAGGAAUCAAAAGUUAAGAGAGGUUACAUUACUAGUCUCAGAUUGUGUGGUCAACAAAUGCAAAACCAAAACUAGGGAACUAAUCCUGUGGUGCAAUGUGGCUACAUUAUUGUUUUUAUUCCUAGAUCAGAUUUCUCCCUUCUUUGCACAAGUGCUUUUGUAAGCAGAAGAGAUACGGAUAUUCCCGGCAAACCCUAAUACUUCACAUUUCAUUUUGAAACUUGGCAACUGUUGAUAGCUAAGACUGCUUUCAAUAAACAUAGAGGGACCAAGAUAUAGUGGGAUUAUUUUAUGGUGGGAACCUGGUCACUGCUGUUUGGCAUGACACACCAAUCCUCUGGGCCUGGCUUCAAAUAGGCCACACCAUGGGCUCAAGAAACAUUUCUCCACUUGGUGUAUAUUUAUUUGCUGGCCUACCAAAGAAUUCUUCAGAAUCAUUCCCAGCUGUAUGCUGACCUGAAACCUUAAUCUUAGGAGAGAUUCAGAUACAGCAUCUGCUGUUAAUAUUGCUGAAAAAUAAACAUGUAAGAGAUGAUUCCACAUUUUGCUGGGUGCUGGCAUGAUCAUACAGUCCACAGGGUGUAAAGUUAAGCAUGAUCUCUUUACUUCAUUCAAAGUCACGGCCAGAAAUAGCAAUACUCUACGAGCUGAUUAAAGAUGAAAUUCCCAAGGGAAGCAUCCCCAAACAGAAUUAACCAUGCACCCAAAUGUCUCUGAGUGAAAACAUCUUGGAACUCCUAAUUUUGACAAUACCUUAUCUACCAGAAUGUUAUCUACCGGGUGGCCUAUGGUAAAUAACUCUCCCCAAGACAAAAGAUGGAGAAGUACUCCAUGAGUCAGGCCUGGUAACAGCAACCAUUACCUAUUUUGUCACUAGCAAACUCCCACAUACUGCUUUUAUUGCCUAUUGUGUGCCAAACUCUAGCCUGCCCUGAAAAGUAAGGCUCUAUUUGACCUAAUUUUAUCUCUUCCUCUUCAUUGCCUACCUAUGGAAUAUCUCUUUUGAAUUGCAGUGUGAAGACUAUGUAAUUGAUAAUACUAUAUUUUUAUUCAAUGAAAGAGAUCUGAAUCAAAAAAGGAUACAUGCUGUCAAAAUCCUUUGCUAUAAGAACCAGAACAUGAAGAAGUUCCAAUGACAGAAAAAGUCUCUAAUAUCAGACAAAUUAUUUCAAUUUCAAAAAUACUGAGAUAUCAAAACUAGAAUGGUAUGAAACAUUUAUGUGACAUUUCAAAAACAAUCACAAUGCAGUCGCCACCAAAGGGAAAGAAAUAAUACAUUUCCAGCACUCCCCAAAUCCCUGCCCCAUGUGUCUGCACAAUUCCAGCUCUUUUCACCCAGAAGUGGGAGGUGAUCAUUUCUUUACUUUUAUUUACAAUUUUAGAAACUCUGUGUGUUACCAAACUAACAUUGGGAUGAAUUUAUUGCUCAUUAGGCGGACUAUUCAUGUUUAGUUUUUGAACUUUAUGAGAAUGAAAUCAUCCUCUAAGAAUUGUUUUGUGAUGUUCAUCCAUAUUAUGUCUAGAACAGCAUUUUUUUAUUUGCCUUGUACUAUUUCGUUGUGUGGAGAUAUCACAAUUCAAUCAUUAAGCUAUUCCGUUUCUGGCUCUUAUCAGCAAUGCCAGAGUGAACAUUCAUGAAUCUGUAUUCUGGUGUACAUGUGUGUUUUUUCAGGAUUUGUUCCAAGGAACAGAUGGUAGCAUAAGAGUAUGCACAUGUCUCAGUUUGCCAGGUAAUGUCCAAUGUUUGCCCUAAUGGUUUAUUAAUUUAUACUACUAUGAGAGUUUCCACUGUUUUUUUUUU